UUUAAGAUACUUAAGAUACUCGUUUGUGUGAUCUCUUUUUUAUAUCAUGUGUGUUUUUUUUAUACAUUGGCGCAUUUGUUGGCCAUUUUGAUGAAUCUUUUGUUUUUUUAAUAAUUCUUCUAAAUGGCAUGGCCUACUUUUGCUACGCUGCGAAAAAAACAACAGAAAAAACGUCGCUCGAUGCAAAGACCUUUACUUUGAAAUGUCUGCAGCGUUCCUCUGGUUGGCGUAGGACUGGCUGAGCCUUUAACUGGGGCUGCUUGCUGGUCCUCCCCUGCAUUAAUACGGGAGCUGCUGCAGCUGUACACACAUACAAAGACACGCACACACAAACUAAGGCGCUCCUGCAGCUCACAUCGGUGCUGGAUCUCCUGGAUCUGCUGGAUUGUGUCCUCAUUUUUACGCACAAGGGAUCGCUAUUAGAGGACAACACGCUGGAUUUUGCGCAUUUGUGACAACGUUCUGGGAUGAUGCAGUGAGGAAAAAGGCGCACAGCAUCGUGGGCUGUGAUCAUCCCUCAAAGCUGCAGUGAAGGAGAGAUUGUGGUGCAGCAACACGAAUCAGUAUCAUCAGGGAAACCCAUUUUGAAAGGGUGAAGAAUCUCGACCCUCUACGUGGGGGGAUCGGUGGAGAGAGAGAGAAAAAAAAUAGAGCUGCAAACUAAAUUAUGGCCACUUUACUGCGGAAGAUCGGUCUAAUCCGUCUGCACGACCGAGACACCGAGGACCCCAAACACCAUCAAGGCUCUUUAAAAGGAACCAAAGGGAACCAGAAAAACAACAAACACUGUCAGACGGCCAACGAAACCAACAUCCUCAGUACCCCGGAGAUUAAAGCGAGGAAGCUGGACCAGAACGCCAAGGACAAAACUCCCGGGAAGGAGAAGCCGAGCAAGGAUGCGAGCAAGGAGAAGCAGCAACAGCAACAGCAGCAGACCGGCGGAGGCGGAAAUAAAAGCACCGGAGCCUCCUCCAUACCUCCACUGGCGCCCCACCGGCAACACUGCACCCAAGUGCGGACGCGGAGGCUGAUGAAGGAGCUGCAGGAGAUCCGGAGGUUAGGGGACAACUUCAUCACGGUGGAGCUGGUGGAGGACAACCUGUACGACUGGAACGUCAAGCUGCACCAAGUGGACAAGGACUCUGCGCUGUGGCAGGACAUGAAGGAGACGAGCACCGAGUUCAUACUCCUCAACGUUACCUUCCCCGAUAAUUUCCCCUUCUCGCCGCCUUUCAUGCGGGUGCUGACGCCCCGCUUGGAGAACGGCUACGUGCUGGACGGCGGCGCCAUUUGCAUGGAGCUGCUGACCCCCCGCGGAUGGUCCAGUGCCUACACGGUGGAGGCGGUCAUGAGGCAGUUUGCGGCCAGCCUCGUAAAAGGACAGGGGCGUAUAUGUCGGAAAGCCGGCAAGUCCAAGAAGGCCUUCAGCCGCAAAGAAGCCGAGGCCACCUUCAAGUCUUUGGUGAAGACCCACGAGAAGUACGGCUGGGUGUCUCCGCCCGUGUCGGACGGCUGAGCUCUGACUGCACGACCCGUCCCCCCUAGUGCUGGCCAUCCGGGACUAGCCUCGACACGCUAAAAUGACACACCACGCUAACUCAACAAUCUUGUCACGCUCACCUUUUUUUGCUGUAGCUUUCUUUUCUACGUGUGUGUGUGUUAUUUAAUUUUAUUUUUUUAAUACGCAGACAAGUCAUCAUCAUCAUGGCUCCUCCAGGAAGUGACUUUUGUUGCCCCGUUUUGGGACAUGCCCAAAAGUGAGGAGUGUGUGCAUUCGAGAAUGCAUUUGUUGCCCCCCCCCCCAAAAAAAAAAAAGCAGUCGGGCGCAGUGUGCAGCCACGUGAAAGACUAACUCCUGUUUCCUCACCAUCUCCAUGCUUUCCCGCCUUCAUCGUCUGCGUGGCUGUGGGUUCAUUUACAUAUAAAUGAAGCUGUUAAUGUUUAAUAGAUGGGGCAGCGCACCGACUCCUUCACUCUCUGUCAUUUCAGCCAUUUUUUUUUCCUUGCGCUCACACUUGGAUGCAACAUGACGAUUGUAUUGUACAUGGAGUUCGCUCGUUCACACUCUCUCUCUUUCGUCUCCCGUGGCUAUAUUUAGAGCUCUCGCGUAGAUGGGUAUGAUUUCUAAUGACGAAAAAAAAGCAGUCACGUGUUGCAUUAUGCAGAGACUUUGUAUCAUAUGUAGAAUCGUCUGUGUGUGUGUGAGGAAGACUAGAUGUAGAUGAAGGCCAAGUGUUUGUGUGUGUGUGUUUGUAUGCGUGAAAGGGGGCACAACCCUUUAAAACAGAGAAAAAUAUGAUUAACUGUGAAUGACACAAAGGCCUAAAGGAGUUACUGUAAACACCAGUGUGUGUUCUUAAAAGGAAAAUGUGUGUAAAAGAACCAAAGUCCAGCAGAAAAAAAUCCGCUGUGCUACUACGCACACCUUCUGUACCUGCAUGGCUUGACAGGAGCACGCCAUUUCCAAAUGAAUGUACGCUCCAGAGCACCACAUGAUUGCCCAGGAAGAGACAGGAAUGGGUUCUUGGAAAUGUCAGCCAUUGGCCGUGAAAUGGUAGGAACCCGCUUUGGCUUCUUAAUGGAUGCACAGGAUGAAAUGCGGUUAUAAAGGCAGAAAAAUGGUGGACUUUGGCAGCUGUGACACCUUCCACUCUUCUGGGAAGACGUUCCAGAGAUUUUCCAAACGAAAAUGCGCUGCUUUGGACAAAAGUAUUGGGACACCAUGUCGUUACACAAUGUUCAUUUUGCACUUAAAGGCAUUUUGAGCCUUUUUUCUAGGUGGCAGUUCAGUGCAAAAGUAAACAUGGCAGAAUAUUCCUCCUUCUGGAGUAGCAGCAGAGGCGAGUGGUGCCUGUGUCAAAGGGAAUGCCGGUAAACUGGGGGGUAGGUUGUGAGAUUAACGCUUCUCCCACCCCUGUAGUGUUGGAAGCCAUUGUCACUAAGACAAGAUUAGUUUUUUUAGAAGGUUGUUUUCAAUGACUAUAAGUAUGAUGACUGUGUGACAGGAAGAAAAGCUCUGACUCCCGCCCCCUUUUGCUGCCAUUAAUGGGAAGACUUUGUAGAAGACGUGCAACGUAACCUAACUACUGCACCAUGUCUGCAUACAAAUACCCCCGCAAAAUACACUCAUAGUCCUGCCGCAAUGAAUGCUGGGUAGCCUAUGGUACAUUUUGCCGCAUUUUUGCUCAUGUUGAGGUCAACAUUGGUUAACAUACUUUUGAUAGCAAAUGUCUUAUGACUGGGCGGCAUGGCGGUCAAGUGGUUAGCGCGCAGACCUCACCGCUAGGAGACCCAAGUUCAAUCCCUCGGCCAUCUCUGUGUGGAGUUUGCAUGUUUUCCCCGUGCAUGCGUGGGUUUUCUCCGGGUACUCCGGUUUCCUUCCAAAAACAUGCUAGGUUAAUUGGCCACUCCAAUUGUCCAUAGGUAUGAAUGUGAGUGUGAAUGGUUGUUUGUCUAUAUUUGCCCUGUGAUUGGCUGGUGACCAGUCCAGGGUGUACCCCGCCUCUCGCCCGAAGACAGCUGGGAUAGGCUCCAGCACCCCCCACAACCCUUGUGAGGAUAAGCGGUAGAAAAUGAAUGAAUGAAUGAAUGUCUUAUGACUUGUGUUGCUGAUGGACUACCCAGCAUGCCUUGCGGCACUUGCUAAUAACUUAUAUAACACUUAGCUGUUAUCACCCAAGUAGAAGCAGCAGUUGAUUUACAUGAUUAGUAAACUUUGUGUUUUCAUUUUGUUGCACCGUGAGUACGUUUUAAUUUAAUUUAAGUGGACCCCAUUGUGUGGCAUCCAUUUCUCAUCCCAUUCCCACACCAAAUUCAUCCAAGAAUAGAAUUAUCCCAAACUACCUCGGAAAGGUGAUGUAAAAACUAAGCCUAAUGGAGAGGAAUUGUCCCAAUACUUUUAUCCCUCGGUGUUACGUCAGGCAUGUCCGCCCUGUCUGCGUGCGUGUAACUUCUGCUACCUGCCAGUUAAAUGUCACGAGCAAAGCUGCUAAUUGCUCUGACAUUUCCGCCAAGCGUCAUUAUAGCGGUGAGAGCAGAAGGAUGGAGGAUGUCAAAGCGCUGACAUUUGGUCCACGUUGCCUGCUGUGUUGUUUUAUGAGUGAAAGGCAGAAGACGAGGUGUGUGUUGUGUGUGUGUGUGUGUGUGUUUGGAGCACCGUGACCACAAAAGACGAGAUGUAACAACAGUGUCAUUUCAGGGUUGAUUGUAUAGUCCUCUCUCUUGAGUGCAGAAAUACUGUAAAUUCAUAUUAUACCACAAGAUCUCUCCAAGCUGAGUGUUUGCUGGGUUCAAGCCAAUCAUUUUGUGAUGUAUAGUUUUAGACUGGUAGUUUGCAGACACUAACUGAGCUGGUUAUGUUGUAUUAUAUUUGCAUGUCAACUGUGAUUGGUAGCUAGCUACUGUAUAUCUUUCUUUUUUUCAAGAAAAGUGAGAAAAACACGGAGGAAAAACAAAAAUGCAAACGCUUCUCUUGUUUUUGUUUGCUUUUUGGGGGGGUUAAGGGAGCGUCUGUGCUUUUCUUUUUACACGUUCUCAAAAGUCAUAUUGUCUAUGAAUGUGUGUGUUUUAAUUUAUUUGUGUUUUGCCAAAAUGACGAUUUGAAGCAUGAUGCAGGUAUUGUCACAAGAACGUUACGAAGAAUGAUCCUUAUUUGGAGGACUGAAGAAGUUGCAAAGCCUCAACACUUUAAAGGGAGUUUUCCCUUGAACACCUUUCAUGAAGUCACACCAUCCCCCAUUGGUCCUGCAGUGAUUAGGAUUUGUGCAAUUAACACCACAAUAUGGAUAGUUCCCCCCUAUAGGAUCAGUAUGACCUCCCUGCAGUGUUUCAUAGUGGGCAUGUGCACAUCUGACCUGAGAUCAGCUACUGCGGGUUAUUCCACUCUCCCCUCCUCCUGACUUGAGUGUUUGGUCAAAAAAAAAAAAUUGAAAAUAAAAAUAAGCAAAGAGGAGUCCAUUGCAAGACCAAACAAGAAUGUGCAAUAAAAGUUCCAGCAUAUUCAAAGUGA
This is a messenger RNA of Doryrhamphus excisus (bluestripe pipefish), 5008 nucleotides long. RefSeq names its product ubiquitin conjugating enzyme E2 QL1 (gene ube2ql1). The record is from RefSeq and is a predicted model, not a curated record. NCBI's taxonomy places the organism in Eukaryota, Metazoa, Chordata, Actinopteri, Syngnathiformes, Syngnathidae.